GGUGUAGUGGGUAUCUUGUGCAAGCCACACGACCCUCCCUCAGUCCUAAGUAGCUACCUAGCUAGGUCCAGGUGCAAGAAGAAGCUCAGCUUCAGCAAUGGCGUCCAGAGCAGCAGCGGCCAUCGCCGUCCUGGCCUUGGUCUGCGCCGCCGUCCACUCGUCGGAGGGCCAGCUGUCACCAAACUUCCACGCCGCCACGUGCCCGGACCUGGAGCGCAUCGUGGAGUUCCACGUCGCCGAGACGUUCCGGCGCGACGUGGGCGUGGCGCCGGCGCUCAUCCGCAUCCUCUUCCACGACUGCUUCCCGCAGGGCUGCGACGCCUCCGUGCUGCUCAAGGGCGCCGGCAGCGAGCUCAACGAGAUCCCCAACCAGACGCUCCGCCCCGUGGCGCUCGACCUCAUCGAGCGCAUCCGCGCUGCCGUGCACCGCGCAUGCGGGCCCACCGUCUCCUGCGCCGACAUCACCGUGCUCGCCACCCGCGACUCCCUCGUCAAGGCCGGCGGCCCCAGCUUCGACGUCGCCCUCGGCCGCCGCGACGGGCUCGCCCCGGCGUCGUCCGCACUCGUCGGCCUCCUGCCGGCGCCCUUCUUCGACGUGCCCACCCUCAUCUCCUCCUUCGCCAACCGGAGCCUCGACGUCGCCGACCUCGUGUCCCUCUCCGGCGCCCACACCUUCGGCGUCGCCCACUGCCCGGCCUUCGAGGACCGGUUCAAGCCGGUGUUCGACACCAACCCGGCCAUCGACGGCAAGUUCGCCACGGCGCUGAGGAACAAGUGCGCCGGGGACAACCCCGCCGGCACGCUGACCCAGAACCUCGACGUGCGCACGCCGGACGUGUUCGACAACAAGUACUACUUCGACCUGAUCGCGAGGCAGGGGCUGUUCAAGUCGGACCAGGGCCUGAUCGACCACCCGACCACCAAGCGCAUGGCCACACGCUUCUCCCUCAACCAGGGCGCUUUCUUCGAGCAGUUCGCGAGGUCCAUGACCAAGAUGAGCAACAUGGACAUUCUCACCGGCACCAAGGGCGAGAUCCGGAACAACUGCGCCGUCCCCAACAGGCGUGUCCAGGACAUCGAGACCGCCGUCGCCGGCGACGAGGGGAUCGCCGCUGACAUGUGAGAGAUAUAUAACCAAUCGGUGUAACGUAGUAGUACUGUGUGACUGUGUGAGUGGCCGUUAAGUAGUCUAUGUGUUUUAAACUUUGAAUCGUGGAAGUGUGAUGUCUAGCCAAUAAGAUGAGAGGUCAAAACA
Molecule: messenger RNA, 1255 nt
Organism: Hordeum vulgare subsp. vulgare (domesticated barley)
Lineage: Eukaryota; Viridiplantae; Streptophyta; Magnoliopsida; Poales; Poaceae
Product: peroxidase 12-like
Exons: 1
Coding region: 98-1123 (341 amino acids)
Biological process (GO): response to oxidative stress; hydrogen peroxide catabolic process
Molecular function (GO): heme binding; peroxidase activity
Source: RefSeq, a predicted model, not a curated record